Messenger RNA from Uloborus diversus, 1057 nucleotides. It is a transcript of the gene Sclp, whose product is annotated as leucine-rich repeat-containing protein 20-like. The transcript is spliced from 4 exons. The coding region runs from base 1 to 615 and encodes 204 amino acids. Gene Ontology annotation, cellular component: extracellular matrix. NCBI's taxonomy places the organism in Eukaryota, Metazoa, Arthropoda, Arachnida, Araneae, Uloboridae. Gene Ontology annotation, molecular function: protein binding. The record is from RefSeq and is a predicted model, not a curated record.
AUGUGCGAGGUGAUACCUACGCAGAUGCUGGGAGUUGCCAUGGCGGGAAAGGCAGUCACCAAAGUGGUCCACAGGUGCUAUUCAGCUAAGGAGGACAGAAAUCUAAAUCUCUCCGAAUGUCAAUUGAUGUCCUUCCCAGAUGCCGUCUACCAUCUGAUGAGAAAUACUGUCCUUCUCACCUGCGACUUAUCUUCGAAUGUGUUCAGAAAAAUCCCGCCGCAAUUGCCCCUCAAGUUUAUCAGUAUUACAGAGUUGAACCUUUCCCACAAUCGUCUGAGCUCGCUUCCGGAUGAACUGAAAGACAUGAAAGAUCUAAAGAAGUUGGAUCUGUCUCACAACGAUUUCUUGGUCGUUCCCAAAGUAGUGUUGCGAAUUCCACACCUCACUUUCCUCAACCUCAAGAAGAACUUCAUUAAUGAUGUAGACAUUACCAGAAUUCGUGGUUCUCCAGCUCUUAAAGAAAUUAACAUGGAAGAAAACCCGCUGACCAGGACUGCGUACGUCCAGUUGAAAUCAUUACCAGCAAGUCGGUGGCUAGUACAUGUCACCGAGCCGAAGCCGGAAGAUGACGAUGACGACGACUUCGACGAGACUCCGCCCAACAGCAGCGUCUAAUAAUCAUCAUUUCCGUUCGUCUACAUUAUCCUGAAGCUCAGGGCUGUGAUGGUUCAACAUGUUUUUGAUAAGCGAUCUAUUUUUUGUACUUGAACAUUUUCUUAGCAGAAGUUUGACAUGCCUUUUACGGCUGAUGAUACGCGUGUUCCAUGUAUUGUUUGUGGAGUCAACAAGUAGUUAAUAACACGAAGAGCAUACAGUUGAUUUUCAAUGUUUCAUCCUGUUAGUUAAAAAACAUCUGUAUAAAAAUCAACAUAGAACUAGGAGAUAAUUUAAAAAAAAAUAGCUAAUGGCUUUACAAGGACUUAUUUUUCAAUGUAAAAAAGGGUCUGAGCUUCAGCCUCUAAGCAAAGACCAGCGAAGAAUCAAAACAAUUUCUUUGUUGACUAUUGUCAUUGUCAGCAAACGAUGGUAACCGGCAAUAAGCUUCUUUGGUGACAAC